CUUCGCCCUCACGAUCGGCAAUCAACCCAACAAACCAUAGCAUCGACAUCAGCUUCCUUUACCAUUCCACUCCUCCUGUAACAUCCAUCAUUCCCAAAACACACCACCUUGCCCGUCCUCUUCAUACCCCGAUACUCUUCGCAGUACACCCGCCACAAUAACAGCCAACAUACAUGGCUCCGUCAAGCACAGCAAGCUCCAGCAACGCCAUCGUCCAUCCUCCCACGAGCACCGCCAUGACCCUAGUCAACAACCCCCGCUCGGCUCUGGCCUUAAUCCAAGGCGCACCCUCUACCGGUGUUGGUUCCAGCAGCAGUGGAAACAGUGGCAAUAGCUCACUGACACGGACACAGAUCCAAGGAUCCACUGAUAUCAUGCCCAAUGCCAACAACAUGCUCGUCAGUGGCCGCAACAGCAAUUCUACAAGGUCUAACGCCACUACCACCAACAGGCCGUCGACUUCUGGCACUGCUGGGUCCUCGCCCUUAUCUUCGCCUUCGCCUUCGCCCUCGCCAACGAUGCAAAAGUCGCCCAGACCAUCUAGCACUGCCCGAAGCAACGUCGCAGCCUUCUUGACAAAGCUCUACAACAUGGUUGGAGACGAGGCAUCCAACAACUUGAUCAAAUGGUCGGAAGACGGACACUCAUUUCUUGUCCUCAAGCACGUAGAGUUUGCAAAGGAAGUACUGCCAAAGUUUUUCAAGCACAACAGAUUUUCAUCGUUUGUACGACAGCUCAACAUGUAUGGAUUUCACAAGGUACCCCAUUUGCAACAAGGUGUUCUCCUCCCGGAUACGGACUCUGAGCAGUGGGAGUUUAGUAAUCCACACUUUCAAAAGAACCAGCCCGACUUGCUGUGCUUGGUCUCUCGUAAGAAGGCGUCGAAUGCAAACGAUGACAGGGAUGCGUUGACGAUGGAUCUGGGACAUAUUUUACAGGAAGUAACGGCGAUCAAGAAGCACCAGAUCGCUAUUUCGUCCGAUUUGAAGAAUAUUGAGCGAGACCAUCAGUCGUUGUGGCAGGAAUCGAUCGCAGCGAGGGAGCGACACCAGCGGCAGCAGGAGACGAUUGACAAGAUUCUUCGGUUCUUGGCAAGCGUGUUUUCGGGAGAGAAGAAGAAGGCAAUUGUUCCGAACAAGAGGCCAAGGUUGACGAUCACGGAGGGCGAUUUGAAUGAGGAAUACGAACAUGGUUUGAAUCAGGGAUUCGGAGAGGAGCAUGAGGAAGAGGUGACGAAGCUGCUUGGAAGCAAGCGUAAGCGUGCAUCGAUGGUAGAGUCGGAGGCGGACUAUGUCUUGCCUGGGAUGGAAUCGCAGGGAUUGCCCACUAAGCCAACCUUUAACCUCAGUGAAAUGACGCCAGCAACACUGGCUCUGCUUGCAAACGCGAACCAAUCGGCUCAGGUAACUCCUGUGUCUUUAUAUUCUUCCCCCUCACUUACUACUACAGCGCCUAUAGCGACUUCAACAGCACCGACCACAAUCCCACCUGUAACCAACACAGCAUUGCCAACGAUUUCAACGGCCACUGCGACUUUGCCAGAGUACCUCACAUCUCUUCCAACGACAACAACAGCCACCAAUUACGCGACACAGCCAUUCAAACUGGAUGCUGCGAAUUUGACGAUUCCUCCGAUGCUGUUACCGAACGGGAUCAGUCCAGUGCAUCACGACAUGUUGAGGUCGAUAUCGAUGGCGAACGCACAGGAGAUGACGUCAGCACCGAUGCCAGCAGUGUCGUUUACGCAGACAGAGGCAGGGGCGAAUGCUGCGAAGGGAGUGGAGGAUAUUACAAAGGAGAUUGAGCAGCUGCAGAAGAACAUUGAGGCGUUGGAGGCACAUGGAUUGGAUAUGGAUGAGUUUACGUUUGCGAACAAUUAUCUUGAUACAGGUUCUUUUGAUCCUGAUGGGUUUGGAGAUUUGAGCAACAUCAGCGAGAGUGGGAUUCCGUAUGAGGAUCCGUUGGGAGAUGAGGCAGAGUCGAUGAACGAGAUGAUCCAUGGGGACCCGCAGGAGGAGCUAUUGGCCGCAAGCACACCUGUGGCAGGUACAUCCAUUACAAACACGCCUGACGCGCCUUGAAGAAUCAGCAGCAUGUAUCAUAUUGCACUAUACAAAAAUAAAAAAAAAAUAUCCGGUAUUAGGACAGUAUACGGACACAGACGCUGCACAGCAUUCAAUCCAGAGAGGAGCAUGGUCCAUGCGCACUAAGGAGAGGUUGUGAGCCCAUCUGUCCGAUAGUGUCGUACAAACAGCCUUAAAAAGGGGAGAAGAUCUAUCUGCACUGCACUCUUGCUUUAUUUGGACCAUGCCGCUUUUUCCUCUGCACCUCCAUUCUCUUCUUUAUUUACCAGAGACAACAUCCCCCCUCUCCCUUCCUCCCACACCCCCACCCCCUUCCCC
Molecule: messenger RNA, 2402 nt
Organism: Gamsiella multidivaricata
Lineage: Eukaryota; Fungi; Mortierellomycota; Mortierellomycetes; Mortierellales; Mortierellaceae
Exons: 5
Coding region: 174-2081 (635 amino acids)
Biological process (GO): regulation of DNA-templated transcription
Molecular function (GO): sequence-specific DNA binding; DNA-binding transcription factor activity
Source: RefSeq, a predicted model, not a curated record